Molecule: messenger RNA, 498 nt
Organism: Drepanopeziza brunnea f. sp. 'multigermtubi' MB_m1
Lineage: Eukaryota; Fungi; Ascomycota; Leotiomycetes; Helotiales; Drepanopezizaceae
Biological process (GO): proton motive force-driven ATP synthesis
Molecular function (GO): proton-transporting ATP synthase activity, rotational mechanism
Source: RefSeq, a predicted model, not a curated record
AUGAACUCCCUCAAGAUUGCUCGUGCCGCUCUGCGCGUGCGCCCUACAGCUAUCAAGGCACCUCUCGGACGCAGAGGAUACGCUGAGGCCGUCUCGGACAAGAUCAAGUUGAGCUUGGUUCUCCCCCAUCAGUCUAUCUACAGGUCGCAAGGUGUUGUCCAAGUCAACAUCCCCGCCGAAACCGGCGAGAUGGGUAUUCUCGCCAACCACGUUCCUUCAAUUGAGCAAUUGAAGCCUGGGCUGGUUGAGGUCAUUGAGGAGAGUGGUGGAAGCAAGCAAUUCUUCCUUUCCGGAGGAUUUGCAACUGUUCAGCCAAACUCGGAAUUGAGCAUCAACGCGGUUGAAGGAUUCCCAUUGGAGGAUUUCAGCAUUGAGAACGUUCGAUCCCAAAUCGCGGAAGCGCAGAAGAUUGCUGGUGGAAGCGGGAGUGAGCAAGACAUCGCUGAGGCAAAGAUUGAGAUUGAGGUUCUGGAGAGCUUGCAAGCUGCGCUCAAGUAA